Molecule: messenger RNA, 2548 nt
Organism: Porites lobata
Lineage: Eukaryota; Metazoa; Cnidaria; Anthozoa; Scleractinia; Poritidae
Source: the annotation of a GenBank genome assembly
AUGGCGGUCGAUGCGGGAGAGUUCCGUCGUGCAUUAGAGAGUGUUUGCAACAUCUUUAAAAUUCCUUCCCUUUACAGCGAGCAAGAAAAAUGCUUAGAAGCACUUUUUAAAGGAAAAGACGUAUAUGCAAGUCUUCCAACUGGUUACGGAAAGUCCUUGAUCUUCUAUGCAGCUCCGAUCGUCGCUGAUGAGCUGUUCUCGUGACCACGUGGAAGCAGCAAAAUAAUUGUUAUUUCACCUCUAAGAAUGCUAAUGGAAGACCAGGUAGCAUAUUUGCGGUCUUUAGGAUUAUCAGCAAUUGCUCUUCACGAUGAGCAAUCGGAAGAACGACUGAAGGAAGUGGAAAAAGGAGCGUUCACUUACUUGUUUGCAUCACCGGAGAAAAUGUUGAGCGUGGAACGAUGGCGCAAGCUUCUUUUAACUGAACACUAUCGGAAGUUUCUGGUGGCGAUAACUGUCGAUGAAGCCCAUUGUAUAAGCCAGUGGGGUCUUCCUGGAUCUUCCUCAAAGCGCACAGCUGUCCCUUUCCAAAUUUGGUAUGGAAACCUGGGGGAACUCAAGUCACUAACUGUAAGUAAUGUUCCUUCUAUCAUUGUGACCGCCACCCCUUCACUAUCAACUAAAAGAGACAUUUUCAGGGCUUUGAAUUUAAACCAGUCCUCAUCCUUCAUCAUGGAACACAGUCCACAAAGGCCCAAUGUGCAAUUCAGUGUGCGUUAUUUGGAUAAAAACUUGCCUGUUUCUUCAAUAUUUAGUACUUUAAUAGAUGAGCUUAGAAGUAAAAACGUGUCCUGUGAAAGAACAAUGAUUUUCUGCCAAACUCGCAAGCAGUGCGCUUUGGUGUACUCAGCAUUUAAAGAAAGCCUCGGAGUUGAUUUUUAUGUUAAUAAACACCUUGACAGUAAGAAGAGAAUGGUGGAAAUGUUUAAUGCUGGAACACCCAAGGCUGUGAAAAAGCACAUUCUUUGUAACAUGUCUCAACCCAAUGGCCACAUUCGAAUAGUAGCCUGUACUGUUGCGUUUGGAAUGGGGGUUGAUUGCAAAGAAGUUCACCGUGUCAUACAUUUUGGCCCUUCUAAAAACCUUGAAUGUUAUGUCCAAGAAUGUAGAAGGGCUGGUAGAGAUGGACAGCCAAGUUCAUGCCUUUUGCUGCACAAUCGGCUACUUGGUGCACAUUGCAUGCAUGACAUCAAGGAUUUUGUUGCUAAUAGUACUGACUGUAGGCGUACGUAUCUAGACAGUCAUUUUCCAGGGAAAUUUACUUCUUCUGUGUCAGGUCACCAAUGCUGUGACAUAUGUGCUAAAGCAUGUGGAUGUCAACAAGAAAUUUGCAAGGAACCUGCUAUACUAGUUCUGGAUGCUACCGAAGAUGAAAAACUUUCUUCUGAAUCUGUUCGUUCAGUUGAAGAAAAUGACAAGGUACACCUCAGGACUGAACUGUUCAACUACAUGAAAAACCUGCUUCUUCAAAAUUCUUCAGGGGCUGUGGCUUCUGUAAAUAUGAUGCAUGAAUUCACCCCACUGCAAAUAAAGCAAGUUCUGGAUAAUUGUGACAAAAUUAAGACACUACAACAUGUAGACACUUUUGUUGAAGUUUGGAGAAGAGAACACAGCCGAGCAAUUUUAAGUGCAGUUCACCAGGUCUUUGGUGAUGUGCACAACAGCGAAUUGGAGGCACCAGAGAGUGAAGAUGAGGACAUAGAGGAAUUUGCACAAGAUUGGGCAGACAUCACAGAUGACUCUGAACUGUGUCAGCUGUUAAGGGAAAGUGACUUGCUUAAUGUAGAUGUUCAUAUGGAAGACAUUGAUCAGUCAGGUAAUGAGGAAGCAUACAUGAGCAGUGUGAUUGCCAAUCUUUUUAAACAGUAGAUAAUUGUAAACAUUAUUAGAGACCAAGGGGCACCUAAUUGCAAAUUUUUUUUCAAAAAAAAAAAUUUUUUUUAAAGGAAGGGGUCAUGUCUGCUUCAAAUGUUAGUGACUGCCCUGAGUAAUUGCACAAGCACAAUCCAAUUCAUGUUAUCUUUGAAACCAUAACAUCCCAUGCUAGUGUUGCCUCUGAGUCUCUGAGGAUGAAUGGCAAUUGCCUCAUUAACUGAGACUAUCUUUGGGAUGGUUAAGUCCUUGCUAACAUCUGUAGGCUUAGCCACAAGUUGCUCGGCAACUUUUCGGCAACUUUUGAGAUUUUCGGCAACUUUUUAGAAUUUUGGCAACUUUUAGAAUUUUCGGCAACUUUGGGCUUUUUGAGGUUCUUUGAAGCCACUUUCUUCACGUUUUGAGCCACAUUGGUCAGUUUUCGAUAGACAUUUAUUCAAUUUAUUCUAAAAUACAAUAAUUAGGGCCUAAGCCCCCCCCCCCAUGGGUUGAUUUUUGUGAUGCCUUAUCACGAGGUCAGCGGUAUCACGUUGCACGUUUUCCAAGAUGGCGGACAAUUACAGUGAUUCCAAUGCAUCCAACUCAGAUGAAUCUGCAGAUGAGGGCCCAAGUGAUCCGAUUGCGGAAGCCAAAAGACUGGGCGCCAAUCUUCGUACUCCCAAAUAUGCCAAAAUAG